Molecule: messenger RNA, 1785 nt
Organism: Gekko japonicus
Lineage: Eukaryota; Metazoa; Chordata; Lepidosauria; Squamata; Gekkonidae
Gene: FDX1
Product: ferredoxin 1
Exons: 4
Coding region: 140-649 (169 amino acids)
Biological process (GO): P450-containing electron transport chain; positive regulation of oxidoreductase activity
Cellular component (GO): mitochondrion
Molecular function (GO): 2 iron, 2 sulfur cluster binding
Source: RefSeq, a predicted model, not a curated record
UUGUGAGUUGAGGCUGCGCUCCCGUAAUGAAGCUUCGAGAAUCGCCGUUGUUUGUACCGGUUGUGUAAGCCGGCGGACUUUGGGCUGUAGUCGGCUUUGGGGCCGCCAUCUCCGUCCCUGACCACGGCCGGGUUGCGCCAUGGCGACCUCAAGUGCAGUUAACCUUCUCCUGCGGGCCGCGGUCGCCUCCUGCCACCGGCUUCCCUCCACUUUCCGCGGCGUUGCCAGACUAGGUAGUCCGGGCCGGUUCUUCCAUGCUUCAGCCCCGGCUCGGCUCAGCUCAGAAGAUAAAAUUACUGUGCACUUUAUAACUCGUGAUGGAGAUAAACUAACAGCCCAGGGAAAAGUCGGAGACUCGCUUCUAGAUGUUGUGGUCAAUAACAAUCUAGACAUAGAUGGAUUUGGUGCAUGUGAAGGAACACUUGCUUGCUCUACGUGUCACUUAAUCUUUGAAGAGGACGUAUUUAAAAAACUAGAUGCAAUUACUGAUGAGGAGUUGGAUAUGCUGGACCUUGCCUAUGGAUUGACAGAAACGUCUCGACUGGGCUGCCAGAUCUGCUUGCAGAGAUCUCUGAACAAUAUGGUCGUCCGAGUGCCAGAAUCCAGUGCCGAUGUCAGGCAAUCCGUAGACAUUGGCAAGAACCCUUAACAACGUAGGAUGUCUGUUUGCAAAACCGAACUAUUUUUAUAACUUAUUUCUGUAUGUUUAAUGAUAAGUAAAAACAUGCACAAAUAUGCUGUAACGUCAAGACUGUCAGUACAAGAUGGUCAUGUUUAAUUCUCUUUAUCAAAGUCAGCCGUACGUUCUUGUGAUUCUGAAAUAAGCGAAUACUUAGAAAUGAACUGUGGAACGUUACACACAAUGCAGCGGUUUUUCUCGUAGAGGAAUACUUUUUUUACUGCUGAAGCAGUGAAUCUUUUUUUUUUAAUAGUUUUGUUUUUAAGUUCUAGAGGCUACAAAUUCGGUGUCGGUAUACUUUGUGUUGAGUUUGAGAGGAUGAAAGUCUUCUUUCUAAAAUGUAAGUGUAGUUUCAACAAAGCACUGAAAGGUGGUGUAACCCCGCGUGAAUCUCAUCCCUUAGCCGGAGCCAGUUUCAUAGUACUGUUUGCAAUACUGAUGAGCUCCGCCAGAGUCACAUGAGAUUUGAGGGUUUGGAGUCAUUCCUAUAAUGCCGUGGAAUGACUCCCUUCUACAGUUUACUAUUUCAAGAGUGUGGCCUUGGUUUGAUGCUGAAAACAUAUAUGUCCAUGGCCUCAGUAUGUGGUUCUCUCUCAGCUGAUGUUUUGGUUGGGCAGUCACCACUAUGUAAGAAUACAAGCACGCCUUCCCACAAAUCAGGUUGUCUAAAAUGGAAGCCCUUUGAAAAGUGACCGUUCUGCGCGUAACCGUAUCAAGCGCUGAGUGCCCUUGCGAUCUGUUGCACGUGGGUGUACGUCGCCGUGUGCUGUGUUACAGCCAAAGGUAAACAUUUUUAUUUCCAGCUGUCACAAAGAACAAUAAUGAAGCCACACACCUAAUUUGAAAUGACUUUGCACAUUUUGUAAAAGCGCACAUCAAUUUGGACUUCUUUAAAAAAAACAAAUGCUUUGCUACAUGCAGCUGUUGCCUUAUUCCCAUUUCCCAAAUGCAGCCAGUUGCUGUGUUUGCCUUGGGUAUGCCUUCUGACUUUGAAUCUCCACCAUCUGUAUGAUGGGAAACAAGCCUGGGAUUGUUAAAAUAUUACAUACAGACACAUGUUAAUUAGUCGUCGUCCCCCCACUCCAUCAGGGCUCUUUUUGUAGCAG